UGGGAACGUCACGGAUAAAUUCACUAAGAGAAUUCAAAUUUUAAACAAAGAAUGAUGAAUAGUGUGAAAUGAGCAACAAUGUCAAUAAAUAUUUAUAUAAAGGGUUCGAAUAACAAGGAGCGCGAAUAGCGACCUGGCGCGAAUGUUCAACUGACAACUGCCUGUAGCUUUUGCCUAUCGUCCAUACCGAAUGUUAGACACUGCAGAUGAACCUGUUUCGACCGCGAAUAGUUCUCCCAAAAAUAUGGACAAACUAAAAUUACCAUUUAGAAACUAUGAAACCUCUUCGUCUUCAGAGAUUUCGUCUGACAGUGAGCCAGAAUUAAUUGAAAGAUCUGUGAUCCAGAAACCCAGGGAUCCAGCCUUUUUAAUUCCACCCGACUAUACCUUACAGUCAGUGGAAGAUUUGGCUGCAGAUAUAAAAGUUUCGUUACUCGGAAAAAUAUCUCAAGUUUUUGAUAAAUACGUUGUCAUCCGUUCGAUUAAUUCGGCAGUUGUACUGAAUGAGCGAUCUGUGCUUUUUCUAGAAGACGGCAAGCAUCUGGGUGAGGUUUAUGAAACAUUUGGCCCAGUACGUACUCCAUUUUAUCUGGUGAUCCUUUCCAAAUCAUUUUGUGUACCCGAGUUAAGAAAUGAUCGGAUCUCAGGAUCACGCAAUUAUACAAUUUCAAAAUCAACGAACUAUUCUGAAAAUUUGGAACCUCAAACACCAAUUGAAUCAGUUACUAAUACUCAACUUGAUAAUGACAAUUCACUUAAUGAUAGCAGCAGUCAGAAUCCUUUUGAAAUUGAAAUACCAAUUACUGGCAACAGUGAUGCUAUCAAUUAUGAAGAAAAGAGAAAGGUUAAUCAUUCAUUGAAAGAAAUAUCCGUGUUCUAUGCACCCGAUAUACCUGAACUCACUAUUCCUGUCUUUUACAACCAAUUAAUUGCUAGUAACACCAAAGGAUCAGAUGCAUCUUGGGUAGGUGAUACGGAACCACCUCCUGAGGCACUGGAAUUUUCAGACGAUGAACGAGAGAAACUGUACAAACGCGCGUUAAAGAUGAAACGAAAAUCACAGACACCAGAACCAACAAACUCAACCCAAAUGUUAAGCCGUCCAAAGGAACAUGAUAAGUGGCAUAGUAAACCAUCAUUUGCUGUAAAGAAACAUCCAACUGCAUUUGCGUCGAGCGUUCAACCCGUAGAUCGUGCCUGUGGAUAUUCACUUCAACAACAAUCCUGUAGCCUAAGACCUUGCUUGCCCAUCCAACCACCAAAUCACUGGAAUAUGUAUCCUAGCGUUCAACCUCAAUGGCAAAAUCCGACUUAUGGUCACAGUACCUGGCCUUCCGUACCUUCAUACCAUCCGACAGUACAGAAUCCUUACCCAUAUGUACCGCGAAACCCAGUGCCGCCACAUCCAUUUUCAUAUCAUUAUGCUCUCCCUGAAGAACCUUAUCAACAGAAUUCGUGGUCACCGUAUGCUCCAUCGUGAUUAGAAAAUUAUUCAACGUUUCAUAAACCAUUUAUGCACAAAAUAUAAAUAUAUAAGUAUAUAGCGAUUAAGUGAUCUUUUUUAUUAUCAUAUACCAAAUAUUAUUUUACUACCAUCUUAUAGUUUUUAAGCUUGACUGUACACAAGCGUAGUUUAUACAAUAGUAGCACCUGAAAUCUACCUUAGUACUCAGGUGUAUACAUGUUGGGGACGUUAGAUCCCCAGAACUCACUUGGGAAAGGACCUAAUUUUGUAACUUUAUUUGGAAAAUUUGAAUUUCUUUGUUUCCGCGCCAAAGACGCUUUUGUCACCAUGUUGUAUUUCCUACUGGGAAAUAUCUUGAAUGCUAUCGGUCCGUUGCGUCUUUUAGUAUGCUAUUUGGUAACUCUCCCCAAGGGCGGUUUUGUACUGUAUAUAUACGUUUUGAAUUAUGUUUGUUGUUAUCGCUCGCUUCUGGCUGUUUGCAGAAUAUACUUCCCCAUUCCAAGCUUGGACUUCUCCUUCUAGUUAGCGGGCUGGGACCCAU
Schistosoma intercalatum is the source of this 2006-nucleotide messenger RNA. NCBI's taxonomy places the organism in Eukaryota, Metazoa, Platyhelminthes, Trematoda, Strigeidida, Schistosomatidae. The record is from the annotation of a GenBank genome assembly.